This is a messenger RNA of Parastagonospora nodorum SN15, 1098 nucleotides long. RefSeq lists its product as hypothetical. Bases 1 to 1098 code for a protein of 365 amino acids. The transcript has a single exon. The record is from RefSeq and is a predicted model, not a curated record. NCBI's taxonomy places the organism in Eukaryota, Fungi, Ascomycota, Dothideomycetes, Pleosporales, Phaeosphaeriaceae.
AUGCGCAUCACAAAGACUUGUCAGGCCAUUUUAUUUCUACUCAACCACUUGGUGGCUGCCCAUGUACCACUUGAAGCCAUUGCACCCCUCAAGCAUGUUGGAAGAGCCAGUGAACUCGAUGUGUGGCAAAAGGGAACACCAGCCACCCAUGAAAAUCAUCUACAACCCAGUCCGGUUGAGCUAACCGCAAGAGCGCCCGAUUCUGGCAAUGCCUGUGAUAGGAAGGCCAAGUGCAAGAAGAAGAAGAUCAGAGAUCCCACCAAUGCCAGCAAGUGCAAACGAUGCCCGCCACUCAUGAAGGCAGAUCCCACUCAUACCAUUUGCAUCCAGGACAAGGACAUCAAAGAUGAAGAGAAGAAGAAGACCUACAAGGACAAGAUUAAAGAAAAGGCCCAGCAAAUGAUGAAGGACUUCAAAGACAAGAUCAAGGAGCGCAUCCAACAGAAGAAGCCUGCAAAGACUACGGAAUGGGAAAAGAAGGACGCAACAAGACGAGACCGGCUGAAUAACAAAAAGCUUCGUCGCAUUGCGCAGUGUCUUCCCCUGGUUGCUGCAGCUAUUGGUACCCAGGCCAUGCUCGAAAUGGCCGACGGGGGUUUUUCAGAAGACUUGCUCGAUGGCAUCGACAGUGAUACGCUCGAUCUCUGGCCUGGCACAGAUAUCGAUGACAAUUAUCUAGACAAGACUAUGCCCGACGACUUGAACGACAUUACCGGCGAGGACUAUGUGAAUCAGUUUCUGCAGGUUGGAGAUGCAGCCAACGCAAAGCGUUCGAUUGACCUGCAAGACGUGGACAAUGAGACCGAGACAGAUUCGGGUAUUUCCGAGCAGGGUGCAGACAAGCGCGACAUUUUUGGCGACAUUAUUGCGGGCUUUGUAACCAUUGGCCGCGCCAUUGCGGCAGCGGCGACUAGAGCAGCUGGCCAGGUCGGUCAGGCAGCCGCCCGAGCGACUAAAUUCUUUUCAACGCGCAAGCCCAACUUGAAGAAACCUGGCGAAUCUAAACUCAGCCGCGCAGAGCAAAAGGACAAAGCCAAGGAAGUAUCGCAGAAUAAGAAUUGGAAGAACUGCCUUCGUGGUGAGAAGCCGGAAAAGUAG